CUCUUCUUCCUUGAAUCCUUCUUCUCUCUCUCCUUGUUGUCUCGACUUUGCAUUCCCCGCCUUGUUACGCGCCCCACACCUGACUGCCCGACUAGCGACAUGGCGCCUCCGAGGGCCUCUUCAAAAGCGGCGCGCAUGCUGGGCAUCCCAGACUUCCCUCCGCUCUCGCCUCAAGACGCAACCUCGCCGACCCAGCGCCGCCAGUCCGUCACGAGCAUCGACGACGACGACGCGCAGGACCACCUCAGCUACGCGAGCUCGGAAAAGACCUCGGCCAAGAGCUCGUUCCGCAUGACAGUGUCAACCGUUGCCUCCGCAUCUACCGCGGCGUCCGAAUACUCGUUCAACGUGCCAGAGGACUCCGGCGUCUCCCCGGUUGGCACCCUCAAGAUGGACCAGAUGCUGCAUGGCGACCGAACGCGCACACUUCUGCCCAAACGCUCCCUCCCUUCCCUCCUCCCCUCACAAUACUCGCGGACGAUGGAGGCGCCACCGAAGGUGCCCUCUGCUCGCGACGCCGGCCGGAGCGAUGACGCAGCACUCGCUCAUCCCUCCAGCCCCGACGCCACCGCCGACGAAGGCAGCGCGAGCCGCCGCCGUUCGCAUGGCGACGACGCAAACCACCCCCAUUCAGCCACCACAUCAUGGCCCACCUUCGAGACGCAGCCCCGUGCGCGCGCACGGCCCGCAUCACCCUCCCCAUCGACCUUCCCAUCAGCGACCCUCCCACCCAACCUGGGGCGGCCCCUACGCCCGUCUCCGAAGACCGUAGCCGCGCUCCUCUCUUCGCGUCCCGCGGCGAGUGUGGAGAACCUCCCCCUCCCCGAUGUAGCAUCAGAUUCCGACCCCCUGUCCCCCCUGCCCCUGUCCGCGUUCCCCCUGCCGCCGACCACGAUCCCUAUCCCGCCUCCUCUCCCCGCGAUCUCGGCACAUCGGGAGCGGCCACCAUCGCCGCUGACGGCUGGUCUUCCGGCGAGGAGGCCACCGAGGCCACAGCGAGCCCCAAGGAGGCCGUCGACGGCAGAUGUGACGGUGCCGGGGGUGAGCUCGUUCCCCAGUCGCUCGUCGACAGCAGAUAGCUUCUAUGGCGCCUCAACGUCGUCCGCGACGUCCAGCCGCCAUGCGCCGUCAGAAUGGACUGACCCUGUCCGUCCUGCCACACCCAACGAGAGGCGUAUCCUCCACCCGCCACCGACUGCGCCUCUACCUCCUCCAUCCGCGCCACUACCCUCUGCGCCACUUCCAUCGCGACCUGCCGCACCCGCUCGGCGUCCCCCACUCGCCGCCCCUUCCGGUAAGGCCGCGUUGCUCCUCGGUGUUGGCGAGCCCGGCCGGCCAGCCACGCCCGAAGCGCACAAGAAGCAUCAGCACCGACUCCUCCGCAAAUUCAUGCCGCGCCCUCACACUGCCGACUCCGACCACCAUGCGCCCGACUUUGGGUCCAACCAUAACCACGGCGCAAAGGCCGACCACAAUCACGGUGCGAAGGCUGGAUAUUACCCCACGGAGAACGCCGCCCUGGCAGCGAAGCGCGAGGCGGAGCGCAUCCGGCACGACGCGGAGGUCAGGCGCGCGCUGCAUGCGUUUGUGUCUGCGGACCCGCACCCGGACUGGCCGCCGAAGGUGAAGAAGCCAAAGCAGACGGGGUCGAGCGCGGCGAUGAAGGGGAGAUCCGGCUGGUGGUAAGACCCACGAACCACAGCGCAAAUGUAAACACGUACCGAUCCGUGCCUUCGCAUGCUCUCUUUGAAUCCAGACAAUCCAACUUUGUACUCUUACCGUUCUUUGGCAGGGGGUCCCUUCACUUCACUCUCCAACUAUUCCUCGUUCUUCAUCUAUCGCCCGGACUUUAUCUAUCCUCUUAACCUCUGCGUGUAAUGGGUUUUGUGCCAUCUG
Molecule: messenger RNA, 1896 nt
Organism: Schizophyllum commune H4-8
Lineage: Eukaryota; Fungi; Basidiomycota; Agaricomycetes; Agaricales; Schizophyllaceae
Exons: 3
Coding region: 100-1686 (528 amino acids)
Source: RefSeq, a predicted model, not a curated record